This is a messenger RNA of Caenorhabditis auriculariae, 4622 nucleotides long. NCBI's taxonomy places the organism in Eukaryota, Metazoa, Nematoda, Chromadorea, Rhabditida, Rhabditidae. The record is from the annotation of a GenBank genome assembly.
AUGAAUUGGAUCGUUCCGGCCGUUUUCCUUGUUUUCGUUCGAUUUUCGAUUGGUUGUAAGCCGUCUUAUCAGGUGCAAAAAGUGCUCAAAAAGUUUGAAAUUUUCGUAAUUUAUCAAGCUCGAAACUUCCAAAUUAAAGAUUAAAUCUCAUCUCAUCACAUUUUGUACAGCUCAUUCAAAAAAAAAUGCUCGAAGCAACUUCUCAACAGGAUUAGUCUAAAGCAGAGGUGGAGGAUGGCUGCCCUCAGGCCGCCCUGCCUGCCAAGCCAUAAACGCCCAAAAGGCAGAAAUGACUUUUUCAAAAGUCAGCGUGGCGCGACGGUCAUUUGUAUGGCGAUAUCGCCCUAGCAUCUAGAAGCGCUUGUUUUGAGCGAUGUAUGAAACUUUUUUACUAAAACACAAAAACACGAAAAAAUGGUGGUAUGAAAAAAAGAUCAGCGAAAACUCGAACGGCGAUUUUUCUGACUUUUUCAAAUCGCUAGAGAGCUUUCCGACGGAGAACUUUCCGACUAAUCCUUUUCAACUUUUUUGCUAAAUAAACUCUUCGUUUUGAAUCCUCCCAUAUAAAGUAGGUAGUUGAUUCAUGAUUAAAACACAAAAAGUAGACAAAAAAAUGUUUUAGGAACCGAAAAGUAAAAGGGAAAAAAGUCGGAAAGUUCCUUAGCGAUUUGAACAAAUCGGAAAAAGUCGCAUUCCGAAAAUUCGCUGGUUUUUUUUCAUACCACCGGAAAAAUCCAGGUAGAGAACUGUAAGCCUUCCACUCUUAACGAGGUGGCCUGGCGUAAUAGGAUUUUUCAGUCAUUUGACUUUUUUGGAAACCAAAUGAAUCAAGAGAAAUACUUUUGCAUCAAUUUCAUAGCAUCUCAAAAUUUUUUUGUCGAAAUAGUUCUCUAGUGCGAUUGAAAAGGUAGCCUUUUGACCCGUUUCAGUGACAAUUCCCUGCUGAAAUAACUGUUACAGUAGAUUAAAAACGUUAACACAAAGUUGCGAAAAAAAAAACAAUUCAAAAAUUACAACAAAAUUGAUAAUGAUUAGUUCAGGGCGUUAUCGCCACGUACUUGACCUAGUUGCCAAAGACCACGUAAAUUAAUGGCUCAUUUCUAUCGUUUGGCUUUUUGGCUUGGCUUGGCCGCCAAGCCAAGGGCUGCCUUCUCAAUUCUCCACCUCUGGUCUAAAGAACAACUGGGAAAAUUUUAAGUGGCCACUAUAGUAGUCAAAUUAGUGGCCACUGAAGGGGUUAAAUAAGUGGCUACUAUAUAGGUCUAAGUGCUACUACUAGACCAUUUAAAAAUUUAGUGGCCUCUUAAGGGGUCAAUGGAUCAACAUAACUGGUCCAAUCUGUUUGUUUUAAAAUUAUCAGAGUUACUGGAAGGAAUAAUUGAUGAAAAACUACAGAAGUGGACGCUAAAUAGAGAACAUCUAGAGUGGCUACUAAAACGGAAAAUAGUGGCCACUAUAGAGGUGGAUUUAGUGGCCACUUUAGUGUCCUCUCCAAGUAGUCCUUGGCCAGCCUCUAUAGUGGCCCCUAAAAAUUUUCCCAGUGAUUUUAAAAAUCAUAGUUCAUUCGAAAGUGUAGACCACUGAACGCAUUGCUAUCUCGUCGAAAAAAUGCUUCAUUUUAAUAUCUCAAUUUCAUGUUUCUUAAAAAUCGUCAAAGCUAAUAGAAUGAAUCCCAGCUAUUAGUUAACUCACAACCUUCCAUUUGAAACUUUAUAGUCAUGUUUCUUUGAAAAUCUGUCAAGGUGAAAAUCGAGAAAGUUUCGUUAGUGACAUGCUUCAAAGUUGAUUUUUAUUAAUGAUAAUAUUGUUUAUUUUUCUGAGAUCAAAGAAUUUUUGAGUCUGUCAAAGCUCCUUGAAGUUUGACAACUCCAAAACUUGGUUUAUUUCAAAGUUCCCUACUAUAGUUUAUUCAAGACUGCUCUUCUCCUCGUUCAAAAUUGCAGAGAUUGACUUCAAAAUGAACAGGAUACCGUACCCUCACUUUGGCGUUAAUCGUUCCAAGACCAUUUUUUUCAUAAUUCCCUUAUACCUCAAGCUAUUUGAAACAGCAGAAUGAUCUGAAAGUGGAAGCAAGAGAACAACAGCGUCUUGAAUAGAGCGCAGACAACUAGAGAUUUUUUGAUUGUCUGGCGUCUCUUCAGAACAGCUUGAUCUCUCGUCUCCGUAUACUUCGACCACUAUUUUAAUUUUUUUUUUCCUUUUUUAUUCGAAACUUUUCCCUUGUAGCUGUUACUAUUACCCCUUUCAUAAUUCUUCUAAUUCGAACCAAAAAAAUUUCUACAGAACCAAAUUUUCAGAUUCGGUUGAAAGUUGACGAGGCGGAGUUCAAAGGCCGAUCCGCAGUUAUCGUAUACCAAGAAAAGUACAAAGUAACUUUUUGAAACAACCUUCGAAAAUUUGACGAAACUCGAGAAAGCCUGUCUGCGUGCUCUUUUCUCUUUUUGGCGAGGUCAUAGGAACACCGGAGUGGUCACUACAGGGGUUAGGGAAAGAACUUUGCAUAAAUGUCUGAAAUUUAGGUAGCUGGUUUGAAAGGUAUAAUUCCGUAUAGGGACCAAUAGCGUGCCCCCAAGUGGCCACUUCUUCAACUUUCCGUGGCCCUCAUAGUGGGCUGAGGUGAGGAGCCUACAAGGACCCCUCUAGUGACCACUCUGGCGUUCCUAAGAAGUAGGACGUAAGCGAGAGAGUGCAGAGAAACCAGACUUUUUCAAGUUCAUGGGGCAAAACCUGAGAGUUUCCGUUCAGAAUGUAGCCGACGAGAUUCUCUGCGAACUGAAGGCGUUGCUUUCUGAAGUGACGUUCCAAACUUCGUCGAACAGUAUCGGGUUCGAGAACAUCUGCAAGCAUAGCUCGGUUCCUUUUUUCUUUUUUUUUGGGACAAAAUUUAGAACUUCCUUGACACAUUCAGACAGAGGACACUUAUUUCUAACUAUAAGGCAAAGUCGGAAGGACCAUUUGAGCUUCCGGGUGUGAAAAGUUUCCAUUAUUUGAUCCUAAAGGGAUCCCAAAGGUUUCCUUUUUACUGCCUUUUCCCGUCCUUUCAUCGGCCUUUAUCCACCCUUUUUGGAACCUUCCGAAAAAAAAAUUUUUUUUUGAUUGAGAAUCUUUACCAGUGACUGUGUAUGAACCAAAAUGAGCUACAGUAAUACAAUCGGAUUGGCCGAGACUUUCAGCAGCCUUUCUUCACCCUUUUUGCACCCUUUUUUCACCCUUUUUUGAGCCUUUCAAGCCUACCAAGAAAGAAAGGCUCAAUAAAGGCCGCAAAACGGAACCCUUUUAGCGGCCAUUUUGCACCCGUUUUCCGCACUUCCGACUUUGGCAGUAUUUCUAGGAUUUGCUGUCCCAAGGGGGCAUGAAAAUAUGUGCUUUUUUCAGUUAUUGCAAUUGACGUCAGACAAGUUGCGUCUCAAAGACUUUGCCAUCACCAUUUCUGAAACUUCAAAUGUAAAUUUUCUUUCUUGUACUUGAAAAGGUCGCACGGGGAAUGGCUUGAAGCGUCGCGGCUAGGUUCCCGCUCUAUCCAAGACGGCCGCUUUGAGCCUUUCUUUGUUUCGAUUUUUCGAAUCAAUUCGGAUAGACCAUGCCGCAAGUCGUAUUCUGUCGGGCGCAAAAAAGUCCCAGUCAAUCGAAAAAUUCUUUGCAGCUCGAAAAACAAUGCGAAGCUAUUAAUCAAAUGAACAUCAAGCUGUUGAGCCACGGAAAUGGCAAGAAAAACACUUGGGUGGCGCAGAUUCUCGGCACCAAGACCGAUCUGUUGGUACCUUUGGCCAAAGAUGGUUUGUUAACAACGAUCAAAAAUGAGUUUCACAAUGUUUCCAAGUACUAUGUUUCAUAAAAUUCCACAGGACACUAGCCAAAAUUGUGGAAUAUCACUGUUUCAGGCAAAAACACGACCCUGCCCUCGCUGCACCUGGCGUUGGACACCAUGUUCCUGGCCGGCGCCAUGGAUAUUGGCUCCAACAGUUUCAAGUCGCUCAUGUUCGACAAGACAGAAGAGUCGACGGUAUUGAAGACAUUUCUUCUUCUUGAGCGAAUUUCCAGCAUUUUCCCACACUUUUGAACCAAAAACCACUCUUUUUUUGUUCAGAAAUGCUCAAAAUACCUGUUUCAGACCGAGAGGUUCGGCAUUUUGGCGUUGCUGCUCGCCGUGUCGUUGCUCACGGUGCUCGGCGGCGUCGGGUUAAUCGUCGCCGUCUGCUUUUCGCGUCGGAAGUUUGCUGAAAAUCGACGUCGUGAUAAGAAGUCCGAUGCCCUCGCCACGCAGGCCAACAAUCAGUUCAAUGAGGUAUUCAUGAAAAUCAUGGAGUCAUACAAAGUAUUGUUCAAAUGUUUAGAAAAGUUGUACGCUCCGAAAAAACUCAAAAUCGACUAAAAACCUUCAGGCCUCUCAAAGGGGCUAUAGUUCUAUUUUGAGGACCCUAAAGUUGACUAGAAGAUCCUGAAGCCGUUUAAAACUCCUGAAGCUUUUUUGAAAAUUAAAAAAAACCCUCAAAGUGGCUUGAAUCGUUUGAAUCACCUAAAGGUUCAUGAAAAGCUAGAUUCAAAAAUAAAGAUUUCUUCAAACUCAAGUGAACUUUUAGGAGGAGCCGAUCUGGGUGGAAGAAUAUGGACAUCAAGCGUAA